Messenger RNA from Cinclus cinclus, 2831 nucleotides. It is a transcript of the gene PSMA6, whose product is annotated as proteasome 20S subunit alpha 6. The record is from RefSeq and is a predicted model, not a curated record. Bases 2181 to 2684 code for a protein of 167 amino acids. Gene Ontology annotation, biological process: ubiquitin-dependent protein catabolic process. Gene Ontology annotation, cellular component: cytosol; nucleus; proteasome core complex, alpha-subunit complex. The transcript has 7 exons. Lineage: Eukaryota; Metazoa; Chordata; Aves; Passeriformes; Cinclidae.
UUAUUCCUAUUUUUGCAGUGCACGAGAUUGUACAGCAGUGCAUGCUGGUGCCCCUUUUGUAGGAUGCAGUCAGGUCACUGAAUGGUAGGGCAGUAGUUCGAGAGUGCUCCUGGAGGAUCCUCACAACAGGGACAGAAGAACUGUUUUGCAGCAUCAUCCUGAUGCUGCCUUCCCCGGCUGCAGUUGCUUCACUGCACAUCCACUCUAUGUUAUAUCCGGAAAUCCAUCUGUUCUCCAGGACAGGAACUUACUGGGGUCAGAUUGCAUUAACUAUCCGUGGCAGCCAUAUAUUUUUUUUGUGACUGCCCUUGAGAUUUUUCUCAGGAAGAAGCCUGUGUGGAUUAGGCCUCCUGGACAGGUAGCCCAGUCUCGAGCAGUCCUUUCUGCAUGGAGGAAGUAGGAAGGUGCCUGUGUGUAGGUGUCUGUACACACAUAGGAAGUUACCAGUAUUAGAUACCUACAUAUGGGUGCUGUCUUAUAUCUGGAGCACAUAUAAUGCUUAUUAUUGCUUAUAUGUAGGGAUGGUAGGGACACUGCUUCCUCAUGCAGGGUUUCAGUGGUUCUGUGGCAGAGGAGUCCUGGGCUUUGCCUUCCACUGCCAUUAAUACAGACUGGGUGGUCUGCAUCACUUUUCACUGUAUCUGUCACAGUACUAUUGUUGGGAAUGGUUUCUGCAUUCUGUAGCAGAGAGGAAACUGAACCUUGGUCUUCUGCCUCUGGGGUAUAUUUACCCCUUAGGUUAAUGUAUGAGAAAUGUGUAGUACCUCCAUAGCUUUUAACAGCUCUUAGAAACAAGAAUCUGCAUGUGUAUUUGAGAGCUUCUGCACAGACCCUGAAGCUGUCUUAAAGCUGUUUUAAGUACUUAUGUACUCUAGGAAGAAAAAUAUGUAGAUGUGCAUAGUUAACUUCAAGAAAGAGCUUACCUUAUUCACAGCCAGGCUGGUAACUCGGGCAAGGUGCAUGAGUGUCUCUAUUUGCCAGCAUCUAGCCACAGUAUGGGCAGAAAUCUUAUGUUUGCUUGCAAUCAAAUGUCCACAUCUAGAUGGUUUUGUUUUAUCUUUGUCUCUGCUGGAUUAAGAUUAGCUAGGUGCUGUCAAGGAUGAACGUGGACAUGCGUUGCUUUAAGAUUGCCUUAAAACUUGAGGUUUUUCUGGAAUUUGGUGGUAUGGGAACAGAUUUCCAGUGUAAUGAUAUUGGACUGAAAUGCCUAUACUUCGUCUUAGGUCUGUCCCCUGCUUCCUAAGCUCAGAAGACUCAUGUGUCUUUGAAGUGAUCUCAUAUUAGAAAAUCUAGCAGUUAUUGCACAUUACUGUGGUUAAAAUCCCUCAGAGCAUCAGUGUUCUCUUGCUACCUGUUAGUUUCAAUCUUCAAAGGUGAUGUUUCUUCGAAGUGGAGUUUUGGGAGGUGGAGAAAAUUACUACGGUAAAAUUUCUGGCUGUUGCAAUGUGUUCAGGGGAGCAGCAAGGAGCUGCUGUUUUCAGAGAGAAUGUCUUCAAGGUUGCUGAAAUACUUACACAGCAGUGAACAAAAUUAAAACAACACUAGCAACUUGGAUUUGUUACAUUGUAAGAAUCACUUCACCUUUUGGUGUGUUUCCUUGAAAACUGAGCAAUGGGGGUGGUAAUGCCAUCAGAAGGGGCUGCAGUUUACUGGGCCUGGUUGUUGGUAGUUGUGAGCAAAAACUAGUUUGUGAGGGCACCUAUUCCUGCUGCCAUCUAAGUGUCACAGUACCACAGAAUGGCUGAGAUUAUGUGGGCCCUCAGGAGGUUAUCUGGCCCCAGGGCCCUGCCCAAGGAGGCCCAUCUAGAGCUGGGUGCCCAGGAAUGUUUCCAGAUGGGUUGUGAGUAGUACAGGCAACCUGUUCCAGUGCUCAGUCACCGUCACAGUAAAACAUGUUUUCAGGUGUUUAGGUGGACCCUCCUGUUUCAGUUUGUUCCAGUCACGUCUGAUUUGGUUCUGCCUCUGGUCAUCACUGAAAAAAGGCUGGCUCUGUCCUUCUGCUCUACACCCUCCAUUCAGAAUAUGCGUUUAAGGCCAUAAACCAAGGUGGACUUACAUCUGUAGCUGUUCGUGGGAAAGAUUCUGCAGUAAUUGUAACACAGAAGAAAGUACCUGACAAGUUACUGGAUUCCAACACAGUGACUCAUUUAUUCAAGAUUACUGAAAAUAUUGGUUGUGUGAUGACAGGAAUGACAGCUGACAGCAGAUCCCAGGUGCAGAGAGCCCGCUAUGAGGCUGCUAACUGGAAGUACAAGUAUGGAUAUGACAUCCCUGUGGAUAUGCUGUGUAAAAGGAUUGCAGAUAUUUCUCAGGUCUAUACACAGAAUGCUGAAAUGAGGCCCCUUGGUUGCUGUAUGAUUUUGAUUGGUAUUGAUGAAGAACACGGCCCUCAGGUAUACAAGUGUGAUCCAGCAGGUUACUAUUGUGGAUUCAAGGCCACAGCUGCAGGAGUAAAACAGACAGAGUCAACCAGUUUUCUUGAAAAGAAAGUAAAGAAGAAAUUUGACUGGACAUAUGAACAAACAGUAGAGACAGCAAUAACAUGCCUGUCUACUGUACUAUCCAUUGAUUUCAAACCAUCAGAAAUAGAAGUUGGUGUAGUCACAGUGGAAAAUCCUAAGUUCAGGAUCCUUACAGAAGCAGAGAUUGAUGUGCACCUUGUAGCUCUGGCAGAGAGAGACUAAUUAGCGUUCCUGUUUCCAUUGUCUGUGCUUCUGGCCAGGAUGUUUGGUGAAAACACUUAAGAAUGGUUUUAGAUUAUGGGUGGAAAACAGUGUUCGCUAUAUGAUGUAUUUUACUCUGUACAAAUAAAACAGAGGUUUUUGAAAUUC